Peromyscus californicus insignis is the source of this 4304-nucleotide messenger RNA. It is a transcript of the gene Gpatch3, whose product is annotated as G-patch domain containing 3. The transcript has 7 exons. The record is from RefSeq and is a predicted model, not a curated record. Bases 2260 to 3897 code for a protein of 545 amino acids. Gene Ontology annotation, molecular function: nucleic acid binding. Lineage: Eukaryota; Metazoa; Chordata; Mammalia; Rodentia; Cricetidae. Gene Ontology annotation, biological process: positive regulation of DNA-templated transcription; negative regulation of type I interferon production; negative regulation of RIG-I signaling pathway.
GAGGGAGAGGGAGAGGGGGAGAGGGAGAGGGAGAGGGAGAGAGAAAGACCAAGCAGAAAGAGAACACAGAGAGGGCACACCCACUUUUUAGGUUGGGAUACAGUCUCAGGCUGGUGACGUAAUUAAGGACAUAAUCCUUACACUUGCAGGCAGCCAGACAGGUUAGAAAGUCUCUUUUCUCCAGCAGUCCUUACUGCUUAUAUCUGCUUGGGGAGGGGACUUUGUGAAUCUUGUAUGUUUUAGGAACUGAGACUUGUGAGUUGUAUACUUUUCUAAAUUGUAUUUUAUAUGUAUUAUUUUUUUUGCUUGCAAGUAUAUCUGUGUAUCAUGUGCAUGCCUGGUACCCUCAGAGGACAAAAAAUGGCAUCAUAUCCCUUGGAACUGGAGUCACAGAUAGUUGUAAACUAUCAAGUGGGUGGUAGAAAUUGAACCUGAGCCAAAGCUCUUAACCACUGUUAUCUCUCUAGCUCCCAUUGUUUACUUGGAGAAUCUUAAAGGUCCUUCCACUCAGGAUAGAAUGUUUCAAUUCAGAGAAAAUUGCUACAUAAUAACCAUUCCUACUGAAAGGACCAAGCAGAUGCCAUAACAAGCUGUCAGUCUUCUCUCAGAGAUCAGGCCUCAAUUUCAGUUUCCUAAGACUUGAGCAAGCCGUUCUGGGAGGGCCAUGAACAAAAGACAUAGUCCUUGUAGUAACUCUCUUUCUGCACGUACUCUGACUGCUCAAGGUUCUGCCAGUUGUUUACUGUCUGGGACUCCUUACCAAGUUAGAGCUACAUGCGUUGGUCAAUGAGAACCUUGUGAACGUGCAAGGCCAGCCAGCCUCCAAGGCAGCUCAAGGACAAAGCCUGGGACUUGUCCAGGCCUGCCCCAAAAUAAUAACUGUAACCUCCAACCAGUAAGUUCAAAGGUUACACACCCUCACCCAAUCAUAUGACGCAAAGGCUUGUACCACCCUGCUUGCGAUUUUUCCCUUAAAGAACCCUCACCCUGAGAACUCAGGGCCAUCCUCCUCCACCCGCUGUGAUGAGUGUUGGACACGGACCAAGCCCGGGCUUGCUUGUUAUCAAUAAACCCCUUUGUGUUUUGCAUCGCAUAUCGGCUCUAUGGUAGUCUUGCUCAGGGGUCUCGUUUCUUGGCCACAACAUUACCAUCAACUUUCAACAGCAUAUAAAUUCUUAGGGAGGGGUCCAGACUCAUGAAGCCUUUCCAUCCUCCAUGGUAGGAGUUGAAGGACCCAAUUUUGGCCAGAUCUGCAGUUGUUAUGAGUUCAAGAAUGCCACCAGGAGGCUAGGGGGAUGGGUCAGGGAUAACAGCAUUCUCUGCUUUUGAAGAGGAUCUGGGUUGGGGUUUCCAGAACCCACCUGGCCGCUCACAACUGUCUGCUCCAGUUCCAGAGGAUCCGUCGCCCUCUUCUGGCUUUCCGGAGCACUGCACACAGGAGUUGCUCUAUGGUAGUCACAGUAUCGAUGCUGUAGGGGACACACCACCUUGUGUGUGGGAGGUAGCCCACUGAUGGCACUAGGAUUUUCAUUUAAUAACCCAUGGCUUCUGGGAAUCGUUUCCUACAUCCAUACAGUUACUUGUUUUAUUUUGUUCUUUAAUUUUUAAAAUUUCUGUUAAAGCUUUAUGUGUGAGGGUUUUGCCUGCAUGUAUGCAGGCCCACCACGUGUGUGCCCCGAAACCGGAGUUACGGAUGUGUGAGCCUCCGUGUAGAUUGUAGGUGCUGGGAAUCCACCCCAGGUACUCUGUAAGAGCAGCAAACGCUCUUAAUUGCUGAGCCCUCUCUUCACACACACACACCCUAGACAGGAUCGCUCUCUAUGUAGCCCUGGCUGGUCUUGAACUCACAGAGAUCCUCCUGCCUCUCAAGUGCUGGGAUUAAAGGCGUGCGCCGCCACGCCCGGCUUCUUCAACUUUUAUUUUAGAUUCAAUCUUGUCAUGUAGCGCUGGUUGGAUUGGUAUUAUAUAUAUAGUCCACUCCUACAUCAAACUCCCGCCAGCUCUCCGGGCUCAGCCUCCGGGGUGCUCCACACUGGGUGUCCCCCGUGCUGGGUUAGCUCUCACUGAGCCACAGCCCAUCAGAAGAGUUCCCCGCCAUCGGUGGAUCUGAACAAACGGUUUCGGCCCAAGAGCGGCUAAACCACACAUAGCUUGAAGAACCGACCGGUCCCAGAGCUCGCACUCCAGGAGCGGACUCCAGAGUCCUAGACGUGGUGCUCUCGCGAGAGUUGACGCCAAGCAAUCAUGUGACGAUCCAAGAUGGCGAUGCCCAGGGAGGCGGACGAAGAGUCGCCGGUGUACCUAGUGGUGAGUGGUAUCCCCCCUAGGUUACGCUCGGCCCAGCUACGGAACUACUUUAGCCAGUUCCGGGAACAGCGCGGCGGAGGCUUCCUGUGUUUCCACUACCGACAUCGGCCGGAGAGGGGUCCUCCGCAGGCGGCGGCUCCCGACGCGGCCCGAGCUGCCCCCGACCCUGCUGCUGAGCAUCCGCUUCUCGCCCGGAACACAGACCCCGAUGCCCGCGCCGUCCCCUCCCGGGACUCUGCUCCCGUGCCGACCCGCACCUGCUGCUGCAUCGUCUCGGUGCGGGGAGUGGCCCAAGCUCAGCGGCUGCUUCGCAUGUACUCGGGUCGCCGGUGGCUGGACUCUCAGGGGACCUGGCUCCCCGGUCGUUGUCUCAUCCGCAGGCUUAGGCUACCCACUGAGGCUUCAGAUCUAGGGCCCUUUCCCUUUAAGACCCGGAAGGAGCUCCAGAGUCGAAAGGCAGACAAUGAAGCUUUUACCCUGGCUGACCUGAGGCAGCUACCUGAGCUGAAUCCACCGGUGCUGAUGCCCAAUGGGAAUGUGGGCACGCCCCUGAGGGUCUUUUUGGACUUGAUCCGGGCCUGCCGGCUUCCACCUCGAAUCAUCACCCAGCUGCAGCUCCAGUUUCCCAAGACAGGCUCCUCCCGGCGCUAUGGCAAUGUGCCCUUCGAGUACGAGGACUCCGAGACUGUGGAGCAGGAAGAACAGGUGUACACUGCCGAGGGGGAGGAGAUCCCCCAGGGAACCUGCUUGGAAGAGCCACCAGCCAGCCUCUUGGAUGAGCCUGAGGAUGAAGAGCAGCGAGAAGAGUUGUCUCACUCCGAUGAUGAUGAUGACCGGUGUGAGGAGUGGGAGCGUCAUGAAGCCCUGCAUGAGGACGUGACCGGGCAGGAGCGGACUACCGAGCGGCUCUUCGAGGAGGAGAUUGAGCUCAAGUGGGAGAAGGGCGGCUCUGGCCUGGUGUUCUACACCGACGCUCAGUUCUGGCAGGAGGAGGAAGGGGGUAAGGGCGGGGCUGGCCUGGUGUUCUACACCGACGCUCAGUUCUGGCAGGAGGAGGAAGGGGAUUUUGACGAGCAGACGGCCGAUGACUGGGACGUGGACAUGAGUGUCUACUACGACAAAGAUGGUGGAGACAAAGAUGCCCGUGACUCUAUCCAAAUGCGCUUGGAACAGAGACUCCGUGAUGGCCAGGAAGAUGGAUCUGUGAUAGGACGCCAUGUGGGCACCUUUGAGCGCCACACCAAGGGCAUUGGCCGGAAGGUGAUGGAGCGUCAGGGCUGGGCUGAAGGCCAGGGCCUGGGUAGUAGGUGCUCCGGGGUGCCUGAGGCCCUGGAUAGUGAUGGCCAGCACCCCAGAUGCAAACGUGGAUUGGGGUACCAUGGAGAGAAACUACAGCCAUUUGGGCAACUGAAGAGGCCCCGAGGAACUGGCUUGGGACUCAUUUCCACAAUCUAUGAUGAGCCUCUUCCCCAAGACAGGACGGAGUCCUUGCUCCGACGCCAGCCACCCACCAGCAUGAAGUUUCGGACAGAUGUGACUUUUGUGAGGGGUUCCAGCUGUGCCUUGGACAGGUCCUCGGAGCCUGAGUGAAGCUACGUCCUUGGUCAGGGUCACUCAGCUCCAGGAGAACAGCCUGGGUCUUGCCUUGGGAUCCACCUCUGAAGCAGCCAAGAGCCUAGGAGUUCGCACAGCAGGCUCAUGUACUCAGACCUGAUGAGCAUGCCUGCCGCUUCUCUACCUCAAAGAUGAUUUCACAAAAAUCCCUCCUUCUGGGGUGGUCUCCGAACCCUAGUCCUUGUUUGGGCUCACCUCAGAGAUCUGGACUGCCUGUGGCACAUUCAAGUCGGUUUUGCGGGGGUUUGAAGGAGGGCGUCACGGGACCAGAAAAAGAAAAGGGACCAGAGAAGAACUGGUCCAGAGGGUCGGGCGGUCCCUCACCACCUCCACCCUUUGGCUGGGGGCGGGUCUGCGCGAGAAUAAACGAGUUUAGGGCUGGA